This is a messenger RNA of Pelobates fuscus (common spadefoot toad), 2127 nucleotides long. It is a transcript of the gene DOLK, whose product is annotated as dolichol kinase. The record is from RefSeq and is a predicted model, not a curated record. The transcript has 2 exons. Gene Ontology annotation, cellular component: endoplasmic reticulum membrane. Bases 178 to 1743 code for a protein of 521 amino acids. Gene Ontology annotation, molecular function: dolichol kinase activity. NCBI's taxonomy places the organism in Eukaryota, Metazoa, Chordata, Amphibia, Anura, Pelobatidae. Gene Ontology annotation, biological process: dolichyl monophosphate biosynthetic process.
ACGCUACUUCCGGUCACGUGACUGGCAGGCAGGCAGGCAGGCAAGAUGGCGCUGUCCAAGGCAUUAAUGCAAUGAGACCAUGCAAAGACGUGGAGUACACAUACAGAAAGAUAAUACGGGAAGAGUGUUCGCAGCCUGAGGAGGGGGGACACAGCAGGAUUUUUGCACAUUGACAUCAUGUUGAAUAAACUAGUAAUUGCGGAGUCGCUUGUAGUGUUCUGUAUUGUCCUAAGCAUUCACUCUGUGGUCUGGGAUCGCUUUUCAUGGUGUGCACUGGCCCUUGCUGUUCAAGCUUUCUACGUCCAGCACAAAUGGGAUCGGUUAUUACAGUCAAACGGAGCAGUAUUUCAGUAUCGUUCAUCUGCCAACAGUGGACUUCUCCCCGCUAGUAUGAUUAUUCCAUUACUUGGAAUUGUGACGAAAGAAAGAUGCAAAAUGUCUGGGAACGUCUACUUUGAACGGUAUGGGGUGGUAGUGGCUGCUACCGGUAUGGCCUUGGCUUACUUCUUGUCAAUCAUUGCCCUAGGCAUCACAAAACCUGUGCCAAAAAACACCUGCAUAGUGUCAGGGCUUAGUGCAUGUGCCAUUCUAUAUACCAUGAAACAUUCCCUGGCGGUAUCUGAAGUUAUUGAGGUUUUGGAAGUGCUCCUCAUCUUUGUAUACCUAAGCAUGAUUCUUCUAUACCUGCUCCCACGCUGUUUCACUCCAGGAGAGGCUCUGAUCAUCCUUGGGGGGCUAAGCUUUGUCCUUAACCAACUUAUCAAAAAAUCAAUUGGCGCUUCUAGUGGCAGAGGAGAACCUGCAGAUUACCUUCUAUUGAUGGCACUGGUUGCUUUGGUGGUCUUGGGAAUAAUCUUUUCUGCUCUUUUUUUCUUUAUGGACUCGUCAACUUGGACAUCUGCCCUGUUUUUUUACAUGAUGACCGCUGUUCUAGGUUUAGGUGUCUUUGUGCCGUGGCUGCAAUACCUCAUCAAGAGGCAUCCUAUCUUCUGGCUGUUUGAAUUCCUGGUGCAGACCAACACACGUCUCUAUCUCUUGGGGUCAUGGAUAGUCCUUGUUGUAUUUGCCUAUUCGGUGGUCCUGUAUCAGAAUUACAAGCGCUCCACAGAAUGCAAGAAGCUUCAAGUGUCCACGACUAUCCGCAAAUAUUUCCAUUUUCUUUCUGUAGCUGCAUAUAUUCCAGGAUUGAUAUAUGACCGACAGCUGCUGUUUGUGGCCUGCGUAGCUUCCGUGUCAGUAUUUGUCCUCUUAGAAUAUGUGCGUUAUUUCCGCAUCAAACCACUUGGGCAAAUCUUACGGAAUUUGUUUUCACUCUUUAUGGAUGAGCGGGACAGUGGACCUCUGAUACUGAGUCACAUUUACCUUCUUUUAGGGAUGUCCUUGCCAUUGUGGCUUUUUCCUAAAUUCUGUUCGGCUUCUAUUUCUGGGCCAUCUACGUUGCUCCCUUAUAGUGGGGUGCUGGCAGUGGGUGUUGGGGACACUAUAGCAUCAAUCUGUGGGAGCGCUUUUGGAGAGAUUAGGUGGCCAGGUUCUAAGAAGACAUUUGAAGGAACAACAAUGUCUGUGUUUGCUCAAAUCAUUGCCGUGGCACUUAUCCUGAUCUGUGACAGCAGUGUAAACAUGAGCACUGGCUAUAUUUGGAUAGUUGGAACCAUCGCACUGGUUUCACUUCUUGAGGCUUUUACUACACAAAAUGAUAACUUAAUAUUACCCCUCUACCUCUACAUAAUGCUUAUGGCCUAAGUGUAGCACAAUGAAAGCUAUUUAUAAAGUGCAAUUUAAUAGCAAGGGUCUAAAAAUGGUGCAAUCCAAGAAAGGUUAAAGCUGUGAAGUUACUAUAUUUAGAUGUUUACUCCCGAAUUGCACCUUAUAUAUAGUCCCUAUUUCCGUUUGAAAAAAAUACUGGUACUGAUCACUGUGUAGAACCAAACACUUUUUGAUCUGCUUUAAUUAUAAAAUGCUGCUUCUGUUACAUCUUGAUUUGAGACCCCCAAUUAAAUUGACACGUCAUCACCCAAAAUCUCCAGUGUCUGAAAUAACUGCAAGCAAUGAAGGGUUAUAUUUUUAUUAGCAUUGUUACUUAACAUGGAAGUUGGACUGUCAUAUUUUUUGCAUAAUACAAUUUUU